Messenger RNA from Owenia fusiformis, 958 nucleotides. NCBI's taxonomy places the organism in Eukaryota, Metazoa, Annelida, Polychaeta, Sabellida, Oweniidae. The record is from the annotation of a GenBank genome assembly.
GAAGCUGCGAAGUGUCAGUGUCAUCAUGUGUCUCCUUGUUGCUGUGUGUCUUAUAAAUGUGGACGCAUGUGGACGUCGACGCAACCCAGCACCAGCAUGUUCAUCAUGUUCAGGCAGUUCAUGCACCUACUACUGCACCCAUCUCCCAAAUGUGGCAACUGGCAACUAUUAUGGUACAUGCGGGUCUGAUAGAAUGUGCCGAUGUUUUAACUUUAUUGGACAGCGGGUGGCACAGAAAUGUGUAUAGGGAACAUCAGGUAUUGUUCAACCGUGUAUAUUACAUAUGGAAAUUGUGUUGGUUUAUACUCUAUAAAUUUCACUGUCUAGUCAUCAACCAGCUAUAUUCCAUGAUUGCCUUUGGUGUUUCAUCUGACAAAAUAGGAACAGUCCCUACACUACAGAAACAUUAUAUAUAACUGACUUCAUGAAAAACAGUAGACAAGUUACACAUUUAACAACAAAUAAAUAACAGACUUCUGUGGAAUUGAACCUCAUUUGAAGGACAUCUUUUAUAGAUGCUUAAAGCAGCAAAUGUAAAAACUGAGUUGCUUCACCAAGUAUAAAGUUAUUUAGGUACAUGUAGUUUUUGUUGUAAUGAUGAAUAAAAAAAUGUGUGACUUUGGGUAUGUUAAUAAGUAUCAUUUACAAAAUUGCUUCUUAAAGCAUUAAGAUAUUAAGAUACACAGCUUUUGCUGUAGUAGUUCAAAGUAAUAAAAAUUGAAUAAUGAAUGUGUUAAGGACUUGUUAAAAAGUAUUUCAAAUGUCACUGAGCUCAUGCCUUUUACUUGUUGUGCCUUACAACUGAAACAUAUAUAACAUGUGUAUUUGUGAAAAACAGGCAGAAUUUGCUCUACAUCCAAGUAAUCAAAAAAUAAAAUUAACAGAAUAAACCUUUUUGGUAAAAUAAAAUUAACAGAAUAAACCUUUUUGGUAAAAUAAAAUUAACAGAAUAAACCUU